This is a messenger RNA of Mixia osmundae IAM 14324, 1477 nucleotides long. RefSeq lists its product as uncharacterized. Gene Ontology annotation, cellular component: cytoplasm; microtubule. The transcript is spliced from 11 exons. Gene Ontology annotation, biological process: mitotic cell cycle; microtubule cytoskeleton organization. The record is from RefSeq and is a predicted model, not a curated record. NCBI's taxonomy places the organism in Eukaryota, Fungi, Basidiomycota, Mixiomycetes, Mixiales, Mixiaceae. Bases 116 to 1453 code for a protein of 445 amino acids. Gene Ontology annotation, molecular function: GTP binding; structural constituent of cytoskeleton; GTPase activity.
CGCGCCGCCAGCAGGGUCAAGCCAAGGGCGAAAGACCGACACAACAGACGACACUCUAGCAGAGCGUGAAGGCUAGCAAGCCGAGGAAGCUGCACCUAUACCAUCAUCGCCCACGAUGAGAGAGAUUGUGCACUUGCAAACAGGCCAAUGCGGCAAUCAGAUCGGUGCCAAAUUCUGGGAAGUCGUCAGUGAAGAGCACGGCAUCGAUCAGACGGGCGCCUACGUAGGCACCAACGAUCUCCAGCUAGAGCGCAUCUCGGUCUACUUCAACGAAGCCUCUUCGGCAAAGUAUGUACCGCGAGCCGUCCUCGUCGAUCUAGAGCCAGGCACAAUGGACUCUGUCAAGUCGGGUCCAUUCGGUCAGCUGUUCAAGCCAGACAACUUCAUCUUUGGCCAGUCUGGUGCAGGCAACAACUGGGCAAAAGGUCACUACACAGAGGGUGCUGAACUGGUCGAUCAAGUGCUCGAUGUCGUCCGCAAGGAGGCAGAGGGCUGCGACAGCUUGCAAGGUUUCCAGAUUACCCACUCGCUCGGUGGCGGUACCGGCGCAGGCAUGGGCACCCUCUUGAUCUCAAAGAUCAGAGAGGAAUUUCCUGACCGAAUGAUGGCGACUUUCUCAGUCGUGCCUUCACCAAAGGUAUCGGACACAGUCGUCGAGCCAUACAACGCUACCCUGUCUGUCCAUCAACUCGUGGAAAACUCUGACGAGACAUUCUGUAUCGAUAACGAAGCGCUCUACGACAUUUGCUUCAGAACGCUCAAGCUGACCACACCGACCUACGGCGAUCUCAAUCAUCUCGUCUCUAUCGUCAUGUCAGGCAUCACCACUUGUCUCCGCUUCCCCGGUCAACUCAACUCCGAUCUACGAAAGCUUGCCGUCAACAUGGUCCCCUUCCCUCGCUUGCACUUCUUCAUGGUCGGCUUUGCACCGUUGACGUCUAGAGGCAGCCAAGGCUUCAAAGCCGUCACCGUGCCCGAACUGACUUCGCAAAUGUUUGAGUCUCGCAACAUGAUGGCAGCCUCCGAUCCCCGCCGAGGAAGAUAUCUUACCGUCGCUGCUUAUUUCCGUGGCAAGGUCUCGAUGAAAGACGUAGAGGAGAACAUGAUGUCGGUCCAGACAAAGAACUCAUCCUACUUUGUCGAAUGGAUCCCCAACAACGUCCAGACCGCUUGCUGCGAUAUUCCUCCUCGCGGCCUCAAGAUGUCUGUCACUUUCAUCGGCAAUUCGACUGCAAUCCAGGAGCUGUUCAAGCGUAUCGCCGAACAGUUCUCUGCCAUGUUCCGUCGCAAGGCUUUCUUGCAUUGGUACACGGGCGAGGGCAUGGAUGAGCUCGAGUUCUCAGAAGCAGAGUCGAACAUGCAAGAUCUGAUUGCAGAAUACACACAAUAUGAAAAUGCGACGGGCGACGAUGGCGAGGAAGAAGAAUAUGCCGGGGAAGAAGUGGCAGAGUAGCAGAUGCUCGCUCGAUGAUCCGUA